Molecule: messenger RNA, 5513 nt
Organism: Schistosoma turkestanicum
Lineage: Eukaryota; Metazoa; Platyhelminthes; Trematoda; Strigeidida; Schistosomatidae
Source: the annotation of a GenBank genome assembly
GUUACCGACAAAAGGCGUCCUAGGGCUGGGCGCCACCUUAGAACCUGAAAUAUAAAUUUAAAAGUCGUUCGCGUGGUUGAAAAUUUGUUAUCGUUACUUUUGACCGGUAAUAACAUGAUGCUAUAUUUCCCAAUUAUUGUGGAUACCGAGCCACUAUAAAUGUCAGUUGAUUAUGCAUCCAAGCUGUCGUACUAUCCCAACAAAGGUGUUUCUGGUAUACCUGAGGUUUUUGAUGAUGAUUCUCAACUGAAUUCCAAACUCGGUGAACUUGCUAAUCUGGUACGUCAAUCCUCGUACAUAGUUGUGCAUACUGGAGCUGGUAUUAGCACAUCAGUAGGUAUACCAGACUUUCGAGGUCCUAACGGUAAGUUUCACCCCUGCAAUGACUACUCCUUUUAGGUGUCUGGACAUUGGAGAAAGUUGGGAAGAAACCUAAACUUUCUGUGCCUUUCGAAAAGGUGAUUCCAUCACUAGCACACCGAGCUCUUGUUGAGUUAGAAAAACAUGAUAUUGUCAAAUUUUUAGUAACUCAAAAUAUUGAUGGAUUGCAUCUGAGAUCUGGCUUUCCAAGAGACCGUUUGGCUAUUUUGCAUGGUGAUAUGUUUCUUGAGUCAUGCAAAGCUUGUGGGACAUUGUAUGCUCGAUCCACACCUUCAGAAUCAGUGGGUUUGCGGCAGUCAUCAGUUGCAUGCACCUAUUUGAAACCUAACAAACGGUGUUGCAGAGGCAAACUGCACGAUACUAUUCUUGACUGGGAAGAUGACCUGCCACUUUUGGAUUAUAACUUGGCAAUAGAACAUUCAAAGAAAGCAGAUCUUCACAUAUGUAUUGGCUCAUCACUACAGAUGUUCCCGGCUGCCGAUUUUCCUCUUACAAAUGUUUGUAAAACUAUGAAGUACAGCAGUGACAAAAAAUCUUCGUCUUUCGUUCAUAGUUGUAAUAAAACUGAAAGCUCAAAGGAUCCUGGCUCAAAACUAGUAAUUAUUAAUCUACAGCCAACAAAAAUGGCUAAAUACGCGACUUUGAACAUUCAUGCAACCGCUGACUUCGUAAUGAAAAUAUUGUGUGAAAAGUUGAAUGUCUUGAUCCCAUCCACAUCUCCACUCAGUGAUGGUUUAUAUUCGCCAUCAAUUGUUUUACGGUCAAUGCACUCCAAUUUGAAAGUGCCAUGUUCAUGGCGUAUUCUCCCGCAUCCAUCCAAUGAACAUACAAUCCAUAUUGCUGAAACUGGCAUACGGUUUCUGUUUGUGUUCAAUUUACAGCCGGGUUAUUUACAUCCAGAUGAAUAUUUUCAAGGGAUUGAAGUUGCUGCGGGUGACAUUUAUAAUCGGAAUGUAUUGAGGACAUGGGAAUUCCACUUAGAUGAUAAAGGUCCUCUCAGAUCUGUAGUUGGAAUGGCACCUUUUGUACAUAUCCCAAUUCAAGCUGCCAAAUGGAUUUAUAAUGGGUUCAAUUCCAAAACUGAAAAAACUGACUUCAGUGGAUCUGAAAUGUUUAAUAGAAUUCUGUUUCCCUCUCGGUUGGUCACUGUACUUAGUUCAUGUUUAGUCGAUAUUUUCAUAUUAAGCUGUUGCAUAUAUGUUGGUCGUCAUCGGUUUUCAGUAAAGCUAACUAAAAUUCAAGAAAUUAUACAUUCUGUGCGAAAUCAUUCUGUACCAACAGCUUUAUUAAUUUAUGCAUCAUGCGCAUUCGGUGGGAGUUUAUGGUCUACGCGUACAAUUGCCAAUGUAUGGGAGUCUAUUUAUGUUUCUUUAUUUGGUCUACUAUUCUUCGAAAUUUUAAAUCGUUUAGAACAAUCAUCAGAUGCUACUGUAAAUAAACAAUGCUUAAUUAGUUUUUUAUGUAUUCAGUCUGCAAUUGUUGUAUGGGGUACAUUCUUACGACCUACUUAUCUAUUGUUUAUUCUUCCUUUAGGAAUUAUUGAAUUAGCAUUUAUCUUAGUAAAGUUUAGGUACGUUUCUAUAUUUCUUUUUUUACCAGCUAUUUUGUUUGCUUUUCUCAAUACAUUAUUUUGCAUAGUAGUAGAUACGUUAUAUUUUCAUAAUGUGAGUUUAUUACAGGCUUUUCAGGUUGAUUUUUCACGAUUUCAGUUAAUCUGUACACCUUGUCGGUUUUUAUCUUAUAACUCUAACUCACACCAUGUUUCUUCUCAUGGCUUACAUUCUCGAUUUACACAUUUCUUUAUUAAUUGGCCUUUAAUGUUUGGACCUGUUCUUGCCUUACGCUUAUUCAUUCAACCUUUACGACGUCGUUCAUUAUCAUUGUGUAUUGCUUGGAUCAGUGUGGUAUUUCCUACAUUAAUUUUAUCUAUUAUACCUCAUCAAGAAGCACGUUUUCUUAUUCCAUGCCUGCCUUAUGCUUGUUUCAUCGUUGGCCAAAGUAUUGAUAUCGAAGUGAGACGUAGAAACCGGAAAAUGUUUUCAUGUGCUUGUAUGAUUACUGUUGUUCUGUGGAUAUUACAUCAAUUUAUCCUAAUUUUAUAUUAUGGCUAUUUACACCAAGCUGGUUUAUUUUCCUAUAUGAAAACCAUUCCAAAUAAUGUAGUUGAGUGUGUCACUUAUGUAUUCUUCAAAACUUACAUGCCACCUCACUUUCCAUUAAGUAUACCGUUUGAAAAAUCUUCGCAUUAUCCAUCACAGUCUUGCCAAUCACUUAUCGAUCUAGGAGGAUCUAAUUUGACAGUUUUGAAUCAUACAAUAAACCAUCUUAAAAUAUAUCGAAAUUUCUCAGGUAUCCUUAAACUGGCCUACCCUGGUUCUAUACUACCAUUGGACAACUCAAUUUUAUCCUCUUGGGGUUAUGUCAUUAUGUCUGAACAGUUCUUUCCACAUUUAUCAAUGGAGGAUCCACCUUUUAUUCAGCAACCUUUUGUUUAUGAAAACUGGAAAUCUCAAUUAUCAUUACAUGUACUAACAAUAAAGGAGCCCGACACCUUCGGAAUGACGAUUAAUAAUCAUGCUUUAUUCGAAACAUCAAACCCCCUAACAGAUUCUAUCAAGCAUUUACCAGGGAUUGCGUUUGAAGGUCGAGUACCUGACCAUUUUCAAAAUGGGGAGUUAUUUCAUGCACCUGCUUCACUACCCAAAUUGACUCCAUCCCCAGAAAUUAAGAGUAGAUCUCACUUAUCCAGGAUAAACAAUACACCAUUGGUUUUGAAUAUUACUAAUCCGGCAUUUUCAACAAUUAGUUCAUCCAGAUCAACAAUUACCAAUGAUUUUAAUGGAUUAUGGACGUCAAGUGUCCCACUGUCUAACCAUAUUAUCAAUAAAAAUAAUGAUUAUUCACCAAUGCUACAAAAUAAAAGCUUCACUCCGAAACCAAUGUCCACUCAACAAGGUUCUCUUACUCCAACAAAUAUAAUCAAUGAUCAAACAGUUGUUAAAACCCUGAAGUUACCGAUUUGUUCUGUGGUGAAUAGUGUUCCUGUUACCAUUCCGAACCAUAAUACUUUGUCUGCAUCAUGUGCUUCUCCAGAAAGUGUAAAAACGGCUGUAUCAAAUCGAACAUUGUGUUUUAUGAAUUCGAGGAAUGACGCAAAACCACCAAGUGUAUGUGUUCAUUCAACAUUAAUUCAUCAACGAAUCCAGUCGAGUGUUUCAACUUCAGGUUUAAAUUCUUGUGAAACAAUACCUUAUUAUCAUUCUCAUCUACUUAGAAAAUCGGGGAAUGUUUCACAAGUUACUGUUAGUACACCAGAAUCUGCAAUUGUUGAAACUAAUCAUUUGAAAGAAUUAUGUCCUGACGUAACUAAUAUAAAAAAUCACAAUUAUGUAUUCGUUCAACAACAAAAAUCAUCAUCUCCAUCUAAAAAUAUAUUCCAUUGUGAUUAUUGUACUUUCACGUCUUCAAAUGUCGAUCGUCUCUCUCGACAUAUCAGUGCCCGGCAUUUAUCAUCGCUUGAUCAUCGGAACAAAGAGAAAGCUUCCUACAUUCAAGUUCAUACAACAUCUUUAUCGGAUAUAUCAAAUCAAAUUAUUAAUACAUCUAACUAUUCUACAUCAUCGACCACUAUUUCCACUUCAUUACUACCGGUUACUUAUUCUACUGCUUCAAACUUAUCAGAAACAACUGUAUCUAGUACUCCGUCGACUUCUACACCUCAAAAUAAUAAUAAUAAUAUCAAUAUUAAUAAUAAUAAUAAUGACAAUAAUGACACUGGAUCUUGUGAUAUAACUCCAUUUGAAUUGUUUCCAGACAUACCGGUUACCGUUACUGUAAAUAAAUCUACUUGUGAAAAUCCCUCAUAUAAUUCUGCAUCAAAGUCAUUCAGUCGUCGUAAACAAAGAUUUCCAUUUAAAAUGCCUAGUGGUUCAGAACAAAUUCAAUUACCGGUGAUUUAUGCACAUAAUCGUUUUUUUGAUUUACCUAUUGAAAGCAUUGAAGAAUUAUCAGUGAAUAAUAAUAAUAAUAAUAAUAAUAAUAAUAAUAAUAAUAAUAAUAAUAAUAAUAAAGGAAAUACAGAUUCAAAUGAAUCUUCCGGUUCAUCUUAUGUAUCUGGCAGUACAUUAGAUGAUGCUAGUGAUGAAAAAGAUUUAGUGUUCUUAGCAUUUACACAUAAAAGAUCAUCGCAAAAAAGGCUACAUUCUUCAGAUGAUACAGAAACAAAUCCGUUUAGUCAACAAAAAGCUAAACUUCGAAAGAAGUGCAUUAUAAAGAAUCGUCUUAAUGUCACACCAAUAGUUGAUCAUGAAAAAUCAAUUAAUUUCUCAUCGUCUAGGGAAAGUUCAAAUCAGAAAAUUCAAAUAGAUUUAACUAAUAAAGAAUCUACUCUUUUACCUGUUAACUCCUCUUUGUCACUACUUGAUCUAUCAGUUACACUGGAACGUUUAAAUGAAAUUCCAGAAUAUAAUCACACUGAUCCAUCCGAUUCAUUUAUUGUAAAUAUAAGUUCCAAUUCAUCUGAAUAUUCAUAUCAAGAUAUUCAACAUUCAACAUCAAGUAAGCAUGAAAAUCUUGAAUUGAAACAUCAACAAUUAGAAGAUACAUUCCCCAUUUCAACUGAUCAUUCCAGUCGUAACAAACGAGGAACUGUGUCAAGUAAACAAAAUAAACUAAAUGAAAACUUCUUUGAACAAAUUGAACAAAAAUCAUCUCCACUCAUAGUAGAUUCUAAUCAAAUUGAAAAUCUUAAAGUAUCAAAUAAUCGCCGAAAACUAUCUGAUUCGAAAAAACACGCUAAACAGAUUAAAAUUCCUGACGAAUUGUUGACUUUACAGUCUCGAAGUGAAAUGGAACCGGAUGAUAUUCAAGUUGAUAUUUUGACAGGAGAAUUAUUUGUUAAAAAUAUACCAUUGCGAUCUUUAGUUACCGGUUUGAAAGGUCCACGAUUUUAUCAGUUGGAACUGGAUUCUAAAAAAUACCUACCUCGAGGUGUUCGUAGUCAACCGUUUAGAAAUUCUAAAUGUCAACAUCCUUUUUCAACCAAUUCCAACAAAGUAAAUAAUGUUAAUAGAACAAUUACAACAACAACCAAUGGUAAACGAUCAACCAAAGAGAAACGCGCCAUCCAUUAA